Molecule: messenger RNA, 515 nt
Organism: Symbiodinium necroappetens
Lineage: Eukaryota; Dinophyceae; Suessiales; Symbiodiniaceae
Source: the annotation of a GenBank genome assembly
GCUCAACCUCAUAGAUCUGGCGGGAUCUGAACGUCAGACAUUUGAUCCGCACAAUCCUUCAGCGCACGAGAGCAUCCGGGUGAAGGAGGCUGGCGCAAUCAACCGGAGCCUGAGUGCUCUCACGAACGUCAUCAUGUCUCUUUCGCACGGUCGACGGAAAGUUUCCGCUGCAGGGCAGCGGCAGCCAUUCGUCCGGUAUCGUGACAGCAAGCUCACCUUCCUUCUACGAGAUUCCUUGGGUGGCAACUCGAAGACGGUUAUUGUUGCUUGCAUCUCUCCUGCGGCCAUGUGCUUUGGGGAGACUUUGUCGACCCUAAAGUUUGCCUCCAGAGCAAAGCACAUCCGCUGUGCAGCCGUAAUGAACGAGGAGUACUCUGGCACUGUGGAGUCUUUGGUUCUUGAGGUGAAGAGCCUUCGCCAGCAGCUUGACCUGCUUUCCAGCCGUGGGCUGGCCAUGGAGGCCAGCGACCUGAAGACAAGAUCGUCUUCAUCAAGGCCAAGGGACACUCGGAAGC